Hemibagrus wyckioides is the source of this 4334-nucleotide messenger RNA. RefSeq lists its product as uncharacterized. Gene Ontology annotation, cellular component: protein phosphatase type 1 complex. NCBI's taxonomy places the organism in Eukaryota, Metazoa, Chordata, Actinopteri, Siluriformes, Bagridae. The coding region runs from base 277 to 2535 and encodes 752 amino acids. Gene Ontology annotation, molecular function: protein phosphatase 1 binding; glycogen binding. Gene Ontology annotation, biological process: regulation of glycogen biosynthetic process. The record is from RefSeq and is a predicted model, not a curated record. The transcript has 4 exons.
GCAAAACUAUGCUACCAGAAAUACUUAAUCUGUGUUUUGACCCCUGGAAAACGAUGGACACGCCACUUCCUUCUAAAUUUAGCCACAUUCUCGUCGGCGCUCAGUGAGCAACCAAAGCGCUGUUCUCAUGUAGUAGCUUAUGUGACCAGAAUAAGCCGCUGGUCCCUCGAGAUUGGCUGAAGCUCCGCCGCGCUCCAUUGCUGCUAUGCGGUUCGGCACGUUCUGAGGUCGCGCGACAGAGAACGCCAUCAUCAUCCGGGCAAGAAUACACGAGCCAUGGCGCAGGGGAACCAUUUCCUAAACAUCCCCAAACAGGAGGGUCUUUUCACCACUAUUAAGAGCGGUCGAGCCGGGGAGGCCCGCGAUGAUUCCCCCGUCGAUGAUGAGGAGGAGGAGGAAACCGAGGAAGACGUGCGAUUCAUACCGCGUUGCUCUCCGGUACCGAGAAAGCGAGGCCCAUCGAUUGCAGAUGAAACUGCAGAGUACAUGAGGAUUCGCCUUGCGCUUCCGAGGAGAGUGUCUUUCGCGGACGCAACUGGGGGCGAGCUGGUCGACGUGCGAGAGUUCGCCGCCUUCGACUCCGGCGACGAUGAAGACAACGCCGACUGGGAGGAAGAAGAGGCGAAGUGUCGCAGAACUUACCUCCAGCCCAUUUACCGACUGUGGCCCGAGUUCCAGGCUCGUGUGGGAAGUGACCUGACGCUCGCAGUGCACUCUAAUAAAGUGGAAGUGGAGAAAGUGAUGGCCGUGCAGGACGAUCCGCUGGCUUUCGACGUGCUUAUCUGCGUGCUUAACGUUUCUUAUCACAAAUGCGUCUACGUCCGGUCCACUACGGACGGCUGGAUCACUCACUCGGACUCAGCCGCCGAGUACGUGCAAGGUUCCAAUGACGGCGACACUGACAAGUUUUCGGCCAGGCUGUCCUUCGCCGAGCCAUAUCUCUUCAAUGGAGCGCGGAUUGACUUUGUAGUGCGUUAUGAGACGUCUGAUGGAGAGUUUUGGGCGAACAAUUCAGGCAGGAACUAUUCAGUAACCCUUGUCGUGUCCUAUGAUGAAGAGACAGCUCCAGUUAAUACGGUAGAUGACCGAGAAAUUAAAGGCAUACUGAAGCCUUCAAGAUACAGUGCAGAGGAUGACUCUGACUUCUAUCCUGACACAGAUGACGGGAAUGAGCAUAAUACAGAGAGAGGGGCAGCUGCUGAAAUUCCCUUACCUGUAUGUCCGCUGGUUGUUGAGCCGGAGAUCGACAUUGAGAUUCCUGAAGCUCUGAUUGCUCCUGCUAAAACUAAAGAAGACCCUACCCUAGCAGAAUUACCUCCUCUGAGUGCUGACAGAAAAGAUGAACAUCCUCUACAGGAUUUAACUGAAAAUCCACUACAAACAGACCAUCUAGACAAAGGCCAAGGCACAGAAUUACUGAUAACCACUGAGUAUGUCAUUUCCGUUCAUAAUGAGGCCCCAGAUAAUGACCCAACAUCUGACUCUGACAGAUAUUUUGUGCAUUCUGCCAAGUUCAACCAGCCCUUUUGCCCAAAUAUAGAAAAUCUCCAAUCAGACGUAGACAAAACUCUACCGGCCAUAUUUCCAAGCAACCAAGAUAUGGAGGAAAAUGACUCAGAAGAAUUCAAAGACCACAAAGAGAAUGAUGCAAUACAGUCCAGAGAGAAUACAGAAGCACAACUUCAAGACCAGACCAGUGAUGCAGCAGAAGUUGGUGACUCUGAAUGUUCAUUAAAAGAGCCUCAAGAAUCAACCCAGCAGUGUUCCUUAAAUGAGUCGAUCACUGCCAGUGCAAGUAAAGGAGAUUUUAUUCAUAGCGCAGGUCAUGACAUGCUGUUUGAAGAAUCACAUGAGCCCUUACUGGAGAGUCCUGAAAUGCAGAUGAUGAAACAUGACACUAUGAUCAGAAGGGAAACUAGUGGAAAGGAGCAAGCAGAUCUAAUGGUAGGGGAAGUACCAGACAUGAUUGCAUUUUGUAUGUGGCCACCAUUUGAACCAACCAACCUGGAGCAGACCAGAGAAGAACAUGUGAUCCAAAAUGUUCCUAGCCCUCCAAGAACACCAGACCCAGAGGUAACAAAAUAUCAAGAGCAAGACCAGAGGCCAGAGCCUGCGCUUUCUGUGAAUGUAGACACUCCAUAUGAGAGCACAGCACCUGAAGAAGAAAGCCCAAUGAUAACAUCUCUUUCCAGCACCACAGCUACACCCCAAUGUUUGACCACAACUGAGCAUGCAGUGACACAAAAGGGUGGAGAUGGCGAGCCUUUCAUUACACAGGAGGAACCUUUAUCCAAUGACAAUUUUGAAUUUAACUCCAAUGACCCUGCCUCAUUUCAGAAACAAGAGGGAUUAGAAAUCCAGCCUGCUCUACCCUGUAAGACCUUAGAGGAUUCUGCUGCAGAGGUCGAUGGGAUUUUAGUCACUCUGAUUCCAUCCUUUGCCUUUUUAAGUGCUACUGUCUGCUUGAUAGUUGGGUUCCAUGAACCCAGCAUCUUCCUCAUUGUGGCACUUUUCCUAGUUUCCCUCUGUUUGUAGUGGUUUGCUUUUUCUUUUUACACCUUCACAAGUGCCUUUUUCUGAACUUUAAAAAUACUACAAGUACAACUAGUCUCUUAUUAGUGUUUGUGGUGUCUACGUAGCAUAGUUAUAUAUAUUAGGCAACCAUUAUUUAUUCAGAGAGAGAGAUUUUUUUAUGCACUGCCUAUCAUUUAUGUAAUAUCACUGUGAUUAGUACUAGUGCAAAAUUGCUUCAAAGUUCAGUAUAGUACACAUUAUCAAUUGAAUAGGAUAAGUGUGGAUAAAGGUCCUUCAUCAGCUGUGCAAUCAAAAGUGGCAAUAUUGCACUAAAAUUAAUAAUUAUGUACAAUUGUAAAUAGCCAAAAAAAAGGAAAAAUUAGCUCAACAUAUUGGAGUCAUUCAGUACCUUGUAUGCCUCUUUUAGCAACUACUGCUUAACUGCUCCAUCUUUGAGCUAAUUAGGUGGCAUUGUGGGAUGUUCUCCUAUUUUCUGUGAAAUACACUCCUCAAAGCUUCUUCCUAAAGCUGUUCUACAGGACAUCCUCUCUGAAGGCAAAACCUUUAUAAGGCCCUACACUGAACCUUCAAAGGUUCUCCCAGAAGGAUAAACUGAAGAAUCUCCAAGGGUAUAACCUUUUAUUCUCAUAGUGCAAUUGCUGGGUAUAUGGACGAUAUUGUUUAUGGCUAGUUCUUGGAGGGUUAUCUGUCCUGCUACUAGGAAGCUUUGUCUGUAGUCUUGGCACUCAGUUGGCACUUAUUUUUCCUUCUUGUGACAUUUGAGACCUGAUGGAAUAUACAGAGAACCGACCACGUGUGAUCAUUGUUUCUCCUUGGCGAAUGUUGUCGUCGGCAUAGAAUCCUGGCCAUGUAAGACUUGAACAGAGAGUAAUAUAAUGAAAAGAAAGUAAUAUAUUGUUAAAGUAAGUUAUGCGUAGUUCGAUGUUCUAGAGAGAAUUUAAUUAAAAUGAACCGGCAGUGGUUUAAAUAUGGUAAGUACAUUCAGGUGAAAGGUAAUCUGUUUUCUUCAGUGUAGCAUCAAGAGACAGAAAGUGUUAGCAUGGGUUCAGGCUUUACUGACAGUGUUUACACACUAAGAGCAUAUUCACAAUAGAGACAAAGGGCAGGGUUGACCCCUAUUUUACAAAUGAAAGCAGAAUGAAUGAAUGAAUGUUGACAGUGAUUGGCUAAUGUGAUGGCAGUAAAAUAAUAUCUGCACAAUGUGAAAAAUAAAAAGAAGAUUAAAGUGUUGUUGACUUCUUAAAAGGAAACAAUCACCUAAAUCUUCAUUAAUGACUAGAUGUUUCAUUUAAUGUAUCUGCAUUUACAUUUAGAGAGCAUCGACAAAUGUACAUACUACUUAUGUAACUUCAUAUGUGGCUAUACACUAAUAAUGAAUAUAGUCAUGUUUGUAACAUGACUUCAUGCAAUGGUUUUGGUUUACUAUGAGUUUACAUGACGACCUCGACAUCAGCCAAUCACUGUUAAUAUCCCAAAAUGAGAAUUGUAAUGGAAUUGUUAAUAGCAAUAUGGAGAGGGCAUUUAUUGUUUCAGGAAUAAAAACAUGACUUGAAGAUGGUACUUACACUUCAUGUUCACUGUAACUGCAAUUUCUGUGUGGCCAAGUAGCAAAAAUCGAUGUGAACUCUGAUCACCAGCGAUACUGCUUUGCUUACUAGGUGAUGUGAUUUUUAAGCUUGCUGCCAUUAAUUGUAUGAAAAGCAUGAUCUUGACUGCAUUGUUAAAUUGCAGAAUGUUUGUGACUUUAUGUAAGCUACAACCAAGCAGAACUCACAAAUAAACACUGGCCGAUAACUAAG